AUGAAAUUAAUAGAAUAUUGUUUUAAAUCAAAAAAUACAGGAAAUAAAUUUAUAAAAGAAUUGACAAAAGAGUUAAGAACAGUUCAUGUAAAUUAUUUUAUAAAAAACAGAUCAUUUGAAGAAUUAAAAAUAUUUAUAUUGACAAAACUAGAAAAAAUCAUAUCUGAAUAUUCAAUAGAAUGUGUAGUAAUAGAGAACAUAGAUAGUUAUUUGUACACAGAAGAAAAUUUAGAGAGUAAAAGAAGUGAUAUAAAUUUAAUAGUAAAGAAACUUAAAAAUAUUAUAAAUAAGUAUCAAACAGAAGCAAUAGUAAGUACACUUUAUAUCAAAGGAUAUGAAAUAGAAGGUAUUUUCAUAAAUAGAUAUUUAGGUUAUAAAUGGUGUUAUUUGAGAAAUGAAUUUUAUUUGAAAUAA
Molecule: messenger RNA, 414 nt
Organism: Hepatospora eriocheir
Lineage: Eukaryota; Fungi; Microsporidia; Hepatosporidae
Source: the annotation of a GenBank genome assembly